Messenger RNA from Cuscuta epithymum, 845 nucleotides. The record is from the annotation of a GenBank genome assembly. Lineage: Eukaryota; Viridiplantae; Streptophyta; Magnoliopsida; Solanales; Convolvulaceae.
CCUCGGUACAUACGUGGUAGGAUAAUUAUUAUAUUGGUUUGGGAAAUUAAGGAGAAAAUUAAAGGGUUAUUACUUAUUAAUUAUAUGGGUUGAUCGAGAACGACGAGAAGGCCAGGCAAGGAAGCUAGCUAGCUAGUACUUGAAUUGUUUCAUGAUGGAGUGGUCUCCCCAACAAGCCAUGAAAGCUUACAUCAACACUCUUCACUUGUCCAAAGUGAUGAAUAAGCAAGGAUGCAACAUGGGAUGGGCUUCAAAGGCGCCCAAUAUUGUGGAGCCGGAGUGCAUGGAACUGAUAUCAGCAUUGGCAGCCGGAAACAAGGCGAAGGUGAUGGUAGAGAUCACUUCCGGCGGACUAACUCCGUUUACAGUGGCCUUGGCGGUGGCGGCAAAGCAGACGGGAGGCCGUGUGGUACCGCACAAGGACAGUGCUGAUGACGACGACUGCAAUAAUUCCACCAAGCGUGUAGCAAGUGGCGCUGCAGGCAAGAAUGAGAGGCGGCGGCUGAGAGAUGUGGUGGCAAGUGAAGGGGUGUUGACGAGCGUUGACUUCUUGGUUGUGGACAGCAAGGCCGCCGGAGAGAUGAAGGUGGAGGUGAACAGUAAGGGGUGUGUGGUGGUGGCGACCAAUCUGCCGCAGCCUCAGCGGCUUCAUGAGAGGAGCAGCAGAGGUUGUAGUCUAAAACUGGGAUAAAGAAGGAAAUAUAAACUGAAAGCUUAAGCAUAAACGAGCUAAUAAUAAGCUGCUGUAUCAAAAUCAUAUAUUUCAUUGAAGUAACAAGGCUAUAUAUAGCCAUAAUAAUGUUAAACAAAGUGAUCCACUAAUGACUCAACUAACUCCUAUUAUU